Messenger RNA from Scophthalmus maximus (turbot), 3384 nucleotides. Its product is annotated as U2 snRNP-associated SURP domain containing. The coding region runs from base 86 to 3031 and encodes 981 amino acids. The record is from RefSeq and is a predicted model, not a curated record. Lineage: Eukaryota; Metazoa; Chordata; Actinopteri; Pleuronectiformes; Scophthalmidae. Gene Ontology annotation, biological process: RNA processing. Gene Ontology annotation, cellular component: nucleus. Gene Ontology annotation, molecular function: RNA binding. The transcript has 26 exons.
CGGUGAUCGACUUGGUGUCCUAGCGUGUCACAUUAGCCGCCGCUAUCUACUACUCGACGAUCGAUUUUAUUUAGUUACACAAAAAAUGGCGGACCGAACGCCUGGUGGCUCGCAGAAAGCUAGCGCUAAGGCGCUGCUAGAGAGCAAACUGAAGUCUUUCAGUAUUGGCAAGAUGGCAGUGGCAAAGAGGACACUAAGUAAGAAGGAACAAGACGAAAUAAAGAAAAAGGAGGAUGAGCGUGCAGCAGCGGAGAUAUAUGAGGAGUUUCUUGCAGCAUUUGAAGGAGGAGGGGAGGGCAAAGUCAAAGCCUUUGUUCGUGGUGGUGUUGCUAAUGCAACAAAAGAAGAAGCAGCUGCAGAUGAAAAGAAGGGAAAGUUGUACAAGCCCAAGUCACGUUUUGAGAAUCAGACAAAAAGCUUCUUGCCUUUGGAUACCCCGCCACAGUUUUUAGCAAUAGACAAAAGACACACUUUGAAGAAGGGCAAUGAAAAGGAGAAGAAGAAGAGCAACUUGGAGCUCUUCAAAGAAGAACUAAAACAAAUACAAGAGGAAAGGGAUGAAAGACACAAGAUGAAAGGACGCGUUAGUCGUUUUGAACCUCUCUCGGGCAUUGAAGGAAGACGCUCAUCGGAUGGUUCUUCAAGAAGAAACCGUCCGUCCAGUGUUCUGGAUGAUUGUGCACCAGGUUCCCAUGAUGUUGGAGACCCGUCCACUACUAACUUGUAUCUUGGAAACAUCAAUCCACAGAUGAAUGAAGAGAUGCUGUGUCAAGAGUUUGGCCGAUACGGCCCGCUGGCCAGUGUGAAGAUCAUGUGGCCAAGGACGGACGAGGAGAGGGCUCGGGAGAGGAACUGUGGUUUUGUGGCCUUCAUGAACAGGAGGGAUGCUGAGCGAGCACUCAAGAACCUUAAUGGAAAGAUGAUAAUGAACUUUGAGAUGAAAUUAGGAUGGGGCAAAGGUGUGCCCAUUCCACCCCACCCCAUCUACAUCCCUCCUUCCAUGAUGGAGCACACACUCCCACCGCCUCCCUCUGGCCUUCCCUUCAAUGCACAGCCCCGGGAGAGGCUAAAGAACCCCAGCGCUACCAUGCUUCCUCCACCGAAAAACAAGGAGGAAUUUGAGAAGACUCUGUCGCAAGCCAUAGUCAAAGUGGUUAUCCCAACAGAAAGGAAUUUGCUCUCUCUCAUCCACCGAAUGAUCGAGUUUGUGGUGCGUGAAGGCCCAAUGUUUGAAGCCAUGAUCAUGAACAGAGAAAUCAACAAUCCCAUGUACAGGUUUCUAUUUGAGAACCAGAGCCCGGCACAUGUAUACUACCGGUGGAAGCUGUACUCCAUACUACAGGGCGAAGCACCAGUGAAAUGGAGAACUGAUGACUUCAGGAUGUUUAAGAACGGCUCUCUGUGGCGUCCGCCUCCUCUUAAUCCAUACCUCCAUGGUCCUUAUGACGAUGGAGAGGAAGAAGAGGAAGAGGAGGAAGGCAUCAAGAAAGGCAGCUUGAAAGAAGACGAGCGGGACAAACUAGAGGAAAUGCUGCGUGGUCUGACUCCCCGGAGAGGAGACGUCGCAGAAGCCAUGCUGUUCUGUCUCAGCCGCGCCGAUGCUGCUGAAGAGAUAGUAGAGUGUAUCACGGAGUCUCUCUCCAUCCUCAAGACCCCUCUUCCCAAGAAGAUCGCAAGGUUAUAUCUUGUUUCUGACGUGCUGUACAACUCAUCUGCCAAAGUAUCCAACGCCUCUUACUACAGAAAAUUCUUCGAGACAAAACUCUGCCAGAUUUUCGCAGACCUCAAUGCAACAUACAAAUCGAUACAGGGUCACCUUCAGUCUGAGAACUUCAAGCAACGGGUGAUGGCGUGUUUCAGGGCGUGGGAGGACUGGGCUGUGUAUCCCGACCCAUUCCUCAUCAAGCUGCAGAACAUCUUCCUGGGUCUUGUGAAUCUCGCCAUAGAGAAGGAACCCCCUGUCGUCGUCGUCGUCGUGGAGGCGGAGCCGGCAGAGGACAUUGACGGGGCUCCGAUAGGGGAGUAUGUCGACGGCAUGCCACUAGAGGACGUGGAUGGUGUGCCGAUUGACGCUGGGCCUAUCGAUGGGGCUCCUAUCGACGGAGCCCCCCUGGAUGACCUAGACGGUGUUCCUAUCAAACCCAUGGAAGAAGACAUCGAUGGGAUACCUUUUGAUCAGUCCAAGGAAGCCACCUUCAAGGUAGCGCCAUCCAAAUGGGAAGCAGUGGACGAGUCCGACUUAGCAUCUCAAGCUGUGACAACCUCAAAGUGGGAAGCAUUUGAGCAGCCAGAUGAAACAAAAAAAAACGAGGAGGACAGUGAUGAUGAAGACAGGAGCCCUCGCUCGGACGAUAAUCAGAGCUACUCCAAUCCCAUCAGAGAUGAUUCUGAUAUCAAGUCCAAGAUGUCUGAAAUGAAUGAGGAGAAGCGAUCCAAGCUCAGAGAGAUCGAGGUCAAGGUCAUGAAGUUCCAGGACGAGCUUGAGUUGGGGAAAAGACCAAAGAAGCCUGGCCAGAGUAUUCAGGAGCAGGUGGAGCAUUACAGGGACAAACUACUACAAAAGGAAAAAGAAAAGGAGAAACUUGAACGGGAAAAAGAGAGGGAGAAGAAAGAGAAGGAGAAAGCCGAGGCACGGUUAAAAGACUUGAAGAAGGAAAAGGAGAAGGAGGACACGCCGACCAGGAAAGAGAGACGUUUGUCCCCUCCGGUUGACAGGAAGCGGCGCCACAGUGGCUCACCCAGCCCGACGCGAAGCAGCAGCCGACGAGGCCGCUCUUCUUCGCCCCGCUCGGAGCGGUCAGAAAGAUCCGACCGGUCGUUCUCAAAAGAUAUUUCUUCUCGCACUUCCCACAAAGACUCCCCUCGAUCCAGCACCAAAAAGUCCUCCAAGAGAUCUCCCUCGUCACCUCGCACACCCAAGCGAACCAGAAGGUCGCGCUCCAGGACACCCAAGAAAUCCGCUAAGAAGUCCCGCUCCAAAUCAAAGUCUCCUCACCGAUCUCACAAAAAAUCAAAGAAGAGCAAACACUGACACGUCUUUGCCUUCUCCUCCCUUCUCUCCGCCGUGUUGUAUAAAAGAUUGACCGAGUGAUGUGGCAGCUUGAAGAUCUCUGCCCAAACGUUGAUGUAUAGGUAAUGAAGAGUAGGGGGUGUUGCAUGGGUUGCCAUCUGGUGUAUCAAAUGGAUGGGGCCAUUGCUGUUUUAUAUUGUACAAAAAGAUAAUGUGCUUGUGUCCUGAUUCCCAUCCACCCUCCCAGUGGAAUUCAUCCAUGUGGUAGACCACACCCAUACAGUGUGAUGACAAUAGUCUUAUAAUAAUGCUGUCAUUUUCUGUUUUUGUAGUUCACAUUAAAAAGAAUUCCUAAUAAACAAGUUUCAUUUUUA